AUGGACGAGCUCUUCGAUGUCUUCGACGCUCAGCCGGGCCAGGAACAGCCCGAGUCGCAUAGCGAGCACGAAGCCGCCGUCGCUGAACCUCCCAAGAAGUCGCGCAAGAAGGACAAGAAGAGCAACAAGCGCAAGGCCGAUGGUGCAAUCAAGAAUGGCGUUGUCGCUGAGAAAGACGAUGCCGAGAUGCCCGACGCCGACGACGUCCCGGAGAACAACUCUGCCGGAAACCAACCUGAGGACGCCGGUGCAACCUCUGACGACCAGGAAGACAGUCACAAGCGCAGGAAGAAGGAGGACGAGGCCCAGCCGGUUCUGACCGACACCUUCCAGACUGCCCAGUCGAGAGAGGUCGCCGGCGCCACAACCUUCACCCAGGCUCAAGACGAGUCGCUUGUCCUGUCCCACAACAUUCAGCACCAGGUCGCCUUACCUCCUGAUCUGGACUACGAAUACGUCCCGCUCUCCGAGCACAAGCCGCCGGCGGAACCCGCCCGCAAGUACAACUUCAAGCUGGACCCGUUCCAGAGCCUGUCCGUCGCUUCGAUCGAGAGAGAAGAGAGUGUUCUGGUCUCUGCCCACACCUCCGCCGGAAAGACCGUUGUCGCCGAGUACGCCAUUGCCCAAUGCCUGAAGCGCAACCAGAGAGUCAUCUACACGAGUCCUAUCAAGGCACUUUCCAACCAAAAAUACCGAGACUUCGAGGCCCUGUUCGGCGACGUCGGCCUCAUGACGGGUGAUGUCACCAUCAACCCUACCGCUAGUUGCUUGGUCAUGACCACCGAGAUUCUACGCUCCAUGUUGUACCGCGGUUCCGAGAUCAUGCGCGAGGUUGCCUGGGUCGUCUUUGACGAGAUUCACUACAUGCGCGACAAGACCAGAGGCGUGGUGUGGGAAGAGACCAUCAUCCUGCUUCCCGAUAAGGUUCGCUACGUAUUUCUGUCUGCCACCAUUCCGAACGCCUUUCAGUUCGCCGAAUGGAUUGCCAAGAUUCAUCACCAGGCCUGUCAUGUUGUCUAUACCGACUUCCGACCCACCCCUCUCCAGAACUAUUUCUUCCCCGCCGGCGGCAGUGGCAUCUUUCUGGUGGUGGACGAGAAGGGCGUGUUCCGAGAAGGCAACUUUCAGAAGACCAUGGCUCUGAUCGAGGCGGGCAAGGGACAAGACCCCAGCAACGCCAGCGCCAGCUGGAAGGGCAAGGGGGCCAAGAAGCAGACCCAAAAGGGCGGAGCGGCGGCCGACAUGAAGGCCGACAUCUCCAAGAUUGUCCGCAUGAUCAUGCAGAAGAGCUUUCACCCCACCAUCAUCUUCAAUUUCAGCAAAAAGGAGGUUGAGAACCUGGCUCUGCAGAUCUCCCACUUCCAGUUCAACAACGACUCAGAGCAGGCCAUGGUUAAGACUGUCUUCAACAACGCCAUCCAGAGCUUGUCCGAAGCCGACCGCGAGCUGCCCCAGAUUCAGAACCUGCUUCCUCUCUUGCAGAAGGGAAUUGGUGUGCAUCACUCUGGUCUUCUUCCUAUUCUGAAGGAGACCAUUGAGAUCCUCUUCCAGGAGUCUCUCAUCAAGGUUCUCGUUGCGACGGAAACCUUCUCCAUCGGUCUCAACAUGCCUGCCAAGACCGUCGUCUUCACCCAGGUGACCAAGUGGGAUGGUACCCAGCGCAGACCUCUCACGCCGUCCGAGUACAUUCAGAUGUCUGGACGUGCCGGUCGUAGAGGCCUGGAUUCCCGUGGUAUUGUCAUCAUGAUGAUCGACGACAAGAUGGAGCCCGAUACUGCGCGCGCCAUUGUUGUCGGCGAGCAAGAUCGUCUCAAUUCCGCCUUCUACCUUGGCUACAACAUGAUUCUGAACCUGCUGAGAAUCGAGGCCAUUUCUCCUGAAUUCAUGCUUGAGCGUUGCUUCCACCAGUUCCAAACUGGAGCUAGCGUUCCGGCGCUUGAGCGAGAUCUCAUGUCUCUUCAGCAAGAGAGGGACAACAUGUCGAUCGCCGACGAGGCCACCGUCAAAGACUACUACAACCUGCGCAACCAGCUGGAGCAGUACACCAGCGACAUGCGUGCUGUUAUCCAGCACCCCGAGCACUGCGGAGACUUCAUGCAGCCUGGUCGCCUGGUUCGCAUUCACGACCCUAAGAAGACCAAUAACACCGUUGGAGGCACCGACUUUGGCUGGGGCGUUGUUGCAGACCUGAUUCGCCGCCAACGCAAAUCCAACGAGCCCGAAAUCCCUCCUCAAGAGUCAUGCAUCAUUGACGUCAUGAUGGUUGUUGACCAGAAGAGCGCUCCGGUCGCCGAGGGUGCCAAACUAGCCUCUGGUGACCUUCCUUCGGGCCUGGUUCCUUACCCCAAGCCCGAACAACCUGACAACGGUGCUCGCUUCGAGAUUGUCCCGUGUCUGUUGACUUGCGUCAAGGCCAUCAGCCAAAUCAGAGUCUUCAUGCCGAAGGACUGUAGGUCACAGGCGGCUCUCCAAGAAGUUGGCAACUCUCUCCGAGAGGUUCACAGACGGUUCCCCGACGGACUCCCCAUCUUGGAUCCCGUCGAGAACAUGGGUAUCAACGACGAUGCCUUCAGGAGCCUGAUGAAGAAGAUUGAGAUGUUGGAAGCGCGCCUGCUCACCAACCCCCUUCAUGGAUCACCUUUGCUGCCCCAGCUCUACCUCCAGUACCGCGCCAAGGAGAAGUUGACCGAGCAGAUCAAGGCCAAAAAGAGAGAGAUUGCGAGACUUCACAGCAUUGCCCAGAUGGACGAGCUCAAGGCUCGCAAACGUGUCCUGCGCCGCCUUGGCUUUCUCAAUGAGUCCGAGGUUGUCGAGCUCAAGGCCCGUGUUGCCUGCGAAAUCUCGUCCACCGAGGGCCACGAGCUGGUCCUUGCCGAGCUCCUGUUCGACCGUUUCUUCAACGAGCUGUCCCCUGAGCUGAUUGCUGCGACGCUCAGUUGCUUCGUCUUGGACGAGAAGCUCGAGACCGCCGCCCUGCGCGAGGAGCUGGCCAAGCCCUACCGCGAGGUCCAGGCCAAGGCAAAGCAGGUCGCCAAGGUUAGCCGCGAGAGCAAGCUUGAGCUUAACGAGGAGGAGUACCUGGCCGGCUUCAAGUGGCAACUGAUGGAGACCGUCUACGCCUGGGCACAGGGCAAACCGUUUGCAGAGAUCUGCAAAAUGACCAACGCCUACGAAGGCUCCCUUAUUCGUCUCUUCCGCCGUCUCGAAGAGCUCCUGCGCCAGAUGGGUCAGGGUGCCAAGGUGAUGGGCAGCGACGAACUGACUCAGAAGUUCGAAGACAGUCUCGCCAAGAUCCGCCGCGACAUCGUCGCGGCCCAGAGUCUGUACCUCUGA
This is a messenger RNA of Colletotrichum higginsianum IMI 349063, 3333 nucleotides long. RefSeq names its product DSHCT domain-containing protein. The coding region runs from base 1 to 3333 and encodes 1110 amino acids. NCBI's taxonomy places the organism in Eukaryota, Fungi, Ascomycota, Sordariomycetes, Glomerellales, Glomerellaceae. The transcript is spliced from 2 exons. Gene Ontology annotation, cellular component: nucleus. Gene Ontology annotation, molecular function: RNA binding; RNA helicase activity; ATP binding. Gene Ontology annotation, biological process: RNA catabolic process; maturation of 5.8S rRNA. The record is from RefSeq and is a predicted model, not a curated record.